Molecule: messenger RNA, 1526 nt
Organism: Anguilla rostrata (American eel)
Lineage: Eukaryota; Metazoa; Chordata; Actinopteri; Anguilliformes; Anguillidae
Gene: ankrd29
Product: ankyrin repeat domain 29
Exons: 10
Coding region: 212-1108 (298 amino acids)
Molecular function (GO): protein binding
Source: RefSeq, a predicted model, not a curated record
UUUGUGUCAGCUUGUGGGUGUGCGUGUGCAGCACUGCAGUGGAUGGCUGCAGGGCAUAGCUCUGGAUCGGUCUCAGUACCUACAGCGCCUCUGCUAGAACUCCAAAUCGAAAUCGCACGAGUGGGUAUUAGCUACUAACUGCAGCAAAGGGCGAUGCACCGUCCCCUGCUAGCACGUUAAAGUGAGAUGAGUCACGAAUGAGUUCUGCAGGAUGUCUUUCAAGAAGGAAACUCCUCUAGCCAAUGCUGUAUUUUGGGCAGCGAGGAAGGGGAACUUGGCCCUGCUUCAGCUGCUACUCAACAGUGGUCGGGUGGAUGCAGACUGCAAAGAUAGUUACGGCACCACAGCGCUGAUGGUGGCAUCUUACAGCGGCCACUAUGAGUGUGCGAGAGAGCUGAUUAUGCAAGGAGCUGAAAUUAACCUACAGAGAGAGACAGGCUCCACAGCCCUGUUCUUCGCCUCCCAGCAGGGGCACAACGACAUCGUCAAGCUCCUCUUCGAGUUUGGGGCCUCCACCGACUUGCAGACGAAGGAAGGAGGUACGGCGCUCUCGGCCGCCGCCCAGCAUGGCCACGCCAAGGUGGUGGAGACCCUGCUGAAGAACGGUGCAAACGCUCACGACCAGCUCAGCGAUGGUGCGACUCCCCUUUUCCUCGCUGCCCAAGAAGGUCACGUGACUGUUAUACGGCACCUCCUGGCGUCGGGGGCCAAAGUGAACCACCCUCGGGAGGAUGGUACGGCUCCGCUUUGGAUGGCAGCCCAGAUGGGACACAGCGAGGUCGUGAAGGUCCUGCUGCUACGUGGAGCCGAGCGGGACGCCAACAGAAAAGAUGGUUCAACUGCAUUGUUCAAGGCUGCUUACAAAGGGCACACCGAUGUCAUCGAGGAGCUGCUCAAGUUCUCUCCUUCUCUCGGCGUUCUGAAGAACGGUUCCACUGCUCUCCACGCUGCAGUCAUGGGUGGGAACAUCCGAUCAGUGGUUCUUCUGCUGGCUGCCAACGCAGAUCCCGUUUUAACUAACAAGAACAAUGAACUGCCAAGAGACCUCACACAAAACGAGCGAAUCCUGAGACUUCUGCAGACACAGGCGGUGAACGGGAGUAGUUGAUGAUGACUAUCCGUAGUCUCUAGCUCUCAAACGAUGGUUACUGAGUCUAAAGAAACAUACUGGGCUCCAGUCCAAGAGCGUCACAGAUAUGCACAGUCAACAAUCCCUGGCCACAUCUUGCCCCAAAAUAUGGUGUUUGCUUUCAGCUGCGGCUUCAGAUUAACCUGUAUUAAUUAACAGCCAUAAUAUGAACCAGACAGGAGGGUGGUUACUGCGUGUUAUACUGCACAUCGGUCAGUGGAUGAGGAUUUUGCCUUGCGUCGUUUUUCUGUUGAAAUGCAGUUCUUAAAACUGUUUUCUUAUAAUGUUUUCUCCUGGUGCUGUACGUUUCUAAAUAUUUAGCUAAUUCUUAUUUCAGCAUUUGUAAUAAAUGUGACACAGACUGUACAUUUGUGAAAUAAAAUAUAUUUAAAAAUUA